GGCCUCCUCCCUCCCCCGAGGGGCGCGUCCGUGUCCUCGGCGGCCUAACGUCGCCCGCCGGCCGGUCAGCGCGCUGGGCCUGGUUUCCGCUGCCUCCCCCGGACCACUUAGUCUCCACCCGGGUGUGGUUUCCACUACUAGAGAAUGAAACAUGACUGAGGACUCUCAGAGAAACUUCCGUUCAGUAUAUUAUGAGAAAGUGGGGUUUCGUGGAGUUGAAGAAAAGAAAUCAUUGGAAAUUCUCCUAAAAGAUGACCGACUGGAUAUUGAGAAACUUUGUACUUUUAGUCAGAGAUUCCCUCUCCCGUCCAUGUACCGUGCGCUGGUGUGGAAGGUGCUUCUAGGGAUCCUGCCUCCGCACCACGAAUCCCAUGCCCAGGUGAUGAUGUAUCACAAGGAGCAGUACUGUGAUGUCCUUCAUGCCCUGGAAGUUGUUCGCUUUGUCAGCGAUGCCACACCUCAGGUUGAAGUCUAUCUCCGCAUGUAUCAGCUGGAGUCUGGGAAGUUGCCUCGAAGUCCCUCCUUUCCACUGGAGCCAGAAGAUGAAGUAUUUCUUGCCAUUGCCAAAGCCGUGGAAGAGAUGGUAGAGGAUAGUGUCGACUGUUACUGGAUCAUCCGAUGCUUUGUGAACCAAUUAAAUAAUAAGUACCGGGAGUUUUUACCCCAGCUGCCAAAGGCUUUUGAACAAUACUUGAAUCUGGAAGAUAGCCGUUUGCUGAGUCAUCUGAAGACGUGUUCCGCGCUGUCCAGACUUCCUUAUGAUCUCUGGUUCAAGAGGUGCUUCGCAGGGUGCUUGCCUGAAUCCAGUUUACAGAGGGUUUGGGAUAAAGUUGUAAGUGGAUCCUGUAAGAUCCUAGUUUUUGUAGCUGUGGAAAUUUUAUUAACCUUUAAAAUAAAAGUAAUGGCUCUGAACAGUGCAGAGAAGAUAACAAAGUUUCUGGAAAAUAUUCCCCGGGACAGCUCGGACGCGAUUGUGAGCAAGGCCAUCGAUUUGUGGCACAAGCACUGCGGGACCCCAGUGCACUCAGCCUGACGGCUCCCUGCGCCCUCGGCCUACCAGGCCGCCGCCCACUGCACUCACUGAAAAUCCCGUUCUUGCUUUGGUGCUCAAAGCGUCACUUUUCCCCAGGACAAUUAUUUAAGAUACCUGGUGACACUGUUAGGAGCAGCAACUUGUGGUUACACAGAAGUACAAAGCUCAACUCCGAAUAGCAUUUAAAAGGGUUAUUCAGAAAUACCUCCCUGUUUUCCAAGCAUCAGCCAGGAAGGGUGGGUGCUUUGAUAGGCAAGCCUGCCCUGCUCCUCUCUAAUUAGCACCACGCUCGUUACUUUCUAAAGCUAUUUCUGGAAUAAAGAACAACUUCCUUUUGCGGACAA
This is a messenger RNA of Mirounga angustirostris (Northern elephant seal), 1377 nucleotides long. RefSeq names its product TBC1 domain family member 7 (gene TBC1D7). Gene Ontology annotation, biological process: activation of GTPase activity; negative regulation of TOR signaling. The record is from RefSeq and is a predicted model, not a curated record. The transcript is spliced from 8 exons. Bases 152 to 1033 code for a protein of 293 amino acids. Gene Ontology annotation, molecular function: GTPase activator activity. Lineage: Eukaryota; Metazoa; Chordata; Mammalia; Carnivora; Phocidae.